AUGGAGAAUCUGUACACGGAAUGGAGCCUGGAACAGGACAAAUUGCUGUGGGAACACCGAAAGGAUCCAAUCGUAGAACUGGCGGCUCUGUUGGGUCGAGGAUUGCGGGGCGUACAGGCUAGAUUGGACAAACUCCACAAUGUCAACUCGCCCGCUUACGAACGAUUGUUUGCCAACAAUGCCAAACAACAGUCAACAAAUGACGACACUCCCAAUGAUGGUACAUCCUCCUCCACUACAACAUCCAAGAAACUCAUUCCAUUUUCCGAACUGGCGCGACGGAUUCAAUGGGAUUAUUCUCUGGAUGCCAACGACUUUUUUAUUCUUCACUACGAUCGCGUCGACGAUGCCAUUGUAGAGUCCCCGUGGAAUGCUCCCAAUGACUCGAUCGAAGGUAGUGCCACGUCCUUAAUCGAUGCCUUGCCGGAACAUCGCAUUGUCGCCGUCAAGUACAAGGAACAAGUUGUUUGGGAUCGACCACGAAAACUCGACAAGGUGUUUGGGACACCGGGUAUUCAAGAUAUUGUGGAGAAUUACGAUGAAUGGAAACGACAACACAAUGCCAACCGAGUAUGGUUGCGACAACGACAAGAACAGUUUUCGACACUGCUGCAACGAAUGAUGGGACUCCAACAAUUUACAAAGUUCCGAUCCAUGAGUUUGGAAUUGAAACAACAAGUGGAACAAGACGCCACGGUAUCGUCCAAAAUGCUAGUGGAGGAUUACAUACAAGAGUGUCUCGUCAUUUUUCAGCAACUACGACAAGAUCCCGCCGCAAGCCAAGAACCAUCCCUCAUUCCUCCAACCGAUAUCAUGGCAUUGGAAUGCCUCUCCGAAUUCAUGGCACUCAAUCCGCAUCCGGAAUUACGACAAUUGGUCUUGCACGAAAUUGACUUAGCCUUGCGACAACUCGAAUACGGCGGCGGCACCACAAACACGAAUAGUCGCCAAUCCAUCAUAGAACUUCCGCCGCUCGACGAAAAUGACAUUGCCGAAACCUUUGUCCGAGGGACGGGACCGGGAGGACAAAAGAUUAACAAAACCAACAACAAGGUAGUCCUGUUGCACCAGCCAACACAGCUACGCGUCGAAUGUCAAGAAACGCGGUCGUUGCAACAAAAUCGAAAGAUUGCCCGCAAACGAUUGCAGCUCAAACUGGAUGAAUUCUACAAUGGCAGACAAAGUCGGACCAGUAUCAAAGCACAAAAGGCAUCCAGUAAAAAGGCCAAAGCAAAAGCAAAAAGUAAAGCUCGAAAUCGAAAACGAAAACAGCAGAAGAAGGAAGAGGGGGAGUGA
Molecule: messenger RNA, 1296 nt
Organism: Seminavis robusta
Lineage: Eukaryota; Bacillariophyta; Bacillariophyceae; Naviculales; Naviculaceae
Source: the annotation of a GenBank genome assembly